GUCGUAACUUGUAAGGAUGGAUUCCUGGGUCCACUGUCAGCUUCGAGCCUCCGGUAAGGCAAUUUUGGAGUUCUACUUCGCCACUUCUCCACUUCUCCCCUUCUCCACUUAGCUGAAACUCUCGUGAAAGGUGGAAAAAUGGUGGGAAUCUAUGGAACUUGUUCUCUCUCUUCUCUUCCAUUUUUGCUAAAUCUCCUCCUCUUCUUUACAUCGACAUGUCCGUCAGUUAUCGUUUCAUCGCCAGAGGAUUCAUCGGCGAUAAUAUCUAGAUUCCAACAAUACCUUCAAAUCAACACAGCUCAACCGAACCCUGACUACUCCGAAGCUGCAGAUUUCAUUAUUUCUCAGUCCAAAACCAGCGGCCUCGAAUCCCAAAUCCUCGAGUUCGUUAAGGGCAAGCCUGUUAUUAUCCUCAAAUGGCCUGGUACAAACCCUGAGCUCCCUUCGAUUCUCCUGAAUUCGCACACGGACGUGGUACCCGCCGAGCAUCAUAAAUGGACUCACCGUCCUUUCGACGCUCACAUCAAUCAGGCUGGAGAUAUCUAUGCCAGAGGAUCGCAGGACAUGAAGUGUGUUGGGAUGCAGUACCUUGAGGCAAUCCGCCAAUUGAAAAACUCUGGAUUCCAGCCGACUAGGACGCUUUACCUUUCAUUCGUUCCCGAUGAGGAAAUAGGUGGCCAUGACGGGGCUGAGAAGUUCGCAGGUUCGGAAGAAUUUAAGAAAAUGAAUGUUGGGAUCGUCCUCGAUGAAGGGCUGGCUUCAACGAAUGAGAAUUACCGCGUUUUCUAUGCGGAGAGGUGCCCAUGGUGGCUUGUGAUUAAGGCUACUGGUGCCCCUGGACAUGGGUCAAAGCUGUACGACAAUAGUGCAAUGGAGAACCUGCUGAAGAGCAUCGAGAGUGUGAGGAGGUUCCGUGCUGCUCAAUUUGACAUGGUGAAGACGGGUUUGAAGGCAGAAGGCGAGGUCAUUUCAGUGAAUAUGGUAUUCUUGAAGGCUGGCACACCAUCUCCGACUGGGUUCGUCAUGAAUCUGCAGCCAUCUGAAGCUGAAGCAGGUUUCGAUAUUCGAGUCCCGCCAAUUGCUGAUGAGAAAUCAUUGGAGAAACGGAUUGAAGAGGAAUGGGCACCUUCUUCACGCAACAUGACAUUUGAGUUUAAGCAGAAGGGUUCCACCUUAAAUAAGUUUGGGAAGCCACUCCUUACUGCUACAGAUGACUCUAAUCCAUGGUGGACAAUCUUAGAAGGGGCAGUAAAGAAAGCUAAUGGCAAACUUGGUAAACCAGAAGUUUUUCCAGCCGCUACAGAUGCUCGAUACUUCCGCCAUCGAGGAUUUCCAGCAAUUGGAUUUUCUCCCAUGGCAAACACUCCUAUUCUGCUUCAUGACCAUAAUGAGUUCCUAAAUCAAGCAGAGUACUUGAAAGGAAUUGAAAUAUAUGAGUCGAUCAUCAAAGGAUACACAUCUUACACUGAGCACACAGGGAAUGUUGUGUCCAAGGACGAAUUGUAAGAGUGGCAUGGCUCUGUGAUGAACUUGUCAUAGCUUCAUUAUAAUGCAGAGGGGAUAAAGGAUAGACCUCACUUGGUAGCUCUGGCAGAGAGAAAUAUAUUAAUGGAAGUCACUCCUAUUGCCAUGUGCAUUGAUGUGAAUUAUAAGAUGUAUUCCACUGGUUAACCAUUAGUUCUGAUCUUUGGAUAAGGAAUAAGUAUACUGGUAGUGGUCCAGUCCCUCUGGGCUGCCUAUGGCAUUGGCCUCCCCAAAGUGCAUCAUUAACUUCGAGGUUAUGCUUAAUUGAUUUAUGUGUCUA
Macadamia integrifolia is the source of this 1804-nucleotide messenger RNA. Its product is annotated as aminoacylase-1-like. Gene Ontology annotation, molecular function: aminoacylase activity. Bases 139 to 1506 code for a protein of 455 amino acids. Gene Ontology annotation, biological process: amino acid metabolic process. The transcript has 5 exons. Lineage: Eukaryota; Viridiplantae; Streptophyta; Magnoliopsida; Proteales; Proteaceae. Gene Ontology annotation, cellular component: cytoplasm. The record is from RefSeq and is a predicted model, not a curated record.